AACGUAACUUUUUUUGUUGUAAUGUAGGAGCAGCAGCGGCAGUCGACUAACUGGGAAUCGCGCAGCGCCGUCACAAAAACAAGAAAACCGCCCGUGUAAAAAGACCUAAACUCCGAGCGACUUCGGAACGACAACAACCCCAAAAAAAACCUAGAGUUUUCCAGCGUCGGUAGCAGGGAAACAAACAAAAUAGAAACAAAAAGAACCAAAAAAAAAAACGCGUAUGCUUAGCGUCCUGCUGACCAUAAAUCGAAAUUAACCGUCUUUAGCGCGUAAAACAUUCAAAAAACACUCUUAUAUAAUUUGUAUAUAUAUUUUCUACGACUCGUAAACCAGAUUUUUGGAGUUUAAACUUGAUUUAAAAUUUUCGUUCUUUUUUUUUUUAAUCAUUGGAGUGUUUUAUUUCCAAGUUUUGUUUGGUUAAAUUUGUGUUGAAUUUUUGCAAAUCGAAGGCGUUACAAAAAAGAAGAAACCACAGGCGAGGACACGUGGCUAGUUCCGACAGCCGAUAAGAUGUUUAGUCCCGAAUAUGAGAAGCGCAUCCUGAAGCACUGCAGUCCCGUGGCCCGAAAUCUGUUCGACAAUCUCGAGUCGUCUACCACGCCCACAUCACUCGAUCGAUUCAUACCCUGCAGAGCGAACAACAACUGGCAGACGAACUUCGCGUCGAUCAACAAGUCCAAUGACAACUCGCCACAGACGAGCAAGAAGCAGCGGGACUGCGGGGAAACGGCACGCGAUAGUCUGGCCUACUCCUGCCUCCUGAAGAACGAGCUCCUGGGCUCGGCGAUCGACGACGUGAAGACCGCCGGCGAGGAGCGGAAUGAGAAUGCCUACACGCCGGCCGCGAAGCGGAGUCUCUUCAAGUACCAGUCACCCACCAAGCAGGACUACAAUGGCGAGUGCCCGUACUCAUUGUCUCCCGUCAGCGCCAAAAGCCAGAAGCUGUUGCGAUCGCCGCGCAAGGCCACGCGCAAGAUCUCGCGCAUACCCUUCAAAGUGCUGGAUGCGCCCGAGCUGCAGGACGAUUUCUAUCUGAAUCUGGUCGACUGGUCGUCGCAGAAUGUCCUGGCAGUGGGCCUGGGCAGCUGUGUGUAUUUGUGGAGCGCUUGCACCAGUCAGGUAACCCGCCUGUGUGAUCUCAGUCCGGAUGCGAAUACGGUGACCUCGGUGUCGUGGAACGAGCGUGGCAACACCGUCGCCGUGGGCACUCAUCACGGCUACGUGACCGUCUGGGAUGUGGCGGCCAACAAGCAGAUCAACAAGCUCAAUGGCCAUUCGGCCCGCGUGGGUGCUUUGGCCUGGAACAGUGACAUUCUAUCGAGUGGUUCGCGCGAUCGUUGGAUCAUCCAGCGGGAUACGAGAACGCCGCAGCUGCAGUCGGAGCGACGACUGGCCGGCCAUCGACAGGAGGUGUGUGGCCUUAAAUGGUCGCCGGACAAUCAGUACUUGGCCAGCGGCGGCAAUGACAAUCGGCUGUAUGUGUGGAAUCAGCAUUCCGUGAAUCCUGUGCAAUCCUACACAGAGCAUAUGGCGGCGGUGAAGGCGAUCGCCUGGUCGCCGCAUCAUCAUGGACUGCUGGCCAGCGGCGGUGGAACGGCGGAUCGGUGCAUUCGAUUCUGGAACACGCUGACGGGCCAGCCCAUGCAGUGCGUGGACACGGGCUCGCAAGUGUGCAAUCUGGCCUGGUCCAAGCACUCCUCGGAGCUGGUCUCCACGCACGGCUAUUCGCAGAACCAGAUACUGGUCUGGAAGUAUCCAUCGCUGACGCAGGUGGCCAAGCUGACGGGUCACUCGUAUCGGGUGCUUUACUUGGCGCUGAGUCCCGAUGGCGAGGCCAUUGUCACGGGCGCCGGCGAUGAGACGCUGCGAUUCUGGAACGUAUUCAGCAAGGCACGCAGCCAAAAGGAGAACAAAUCUGUGCUGAAUCUGUUUGCCAACAUCAGAUAGGGACAAUAAUCGAAGGACCGAAGACUGAGCGAGGCGCCAAAGGCAACAAACACAAAACAAAAGUGAAAUAACAAAUGAAAACUAAAAAAAACCAAUCAGCAGAAACCAACUAAUCAACAAGCCUAUAUGCUAUAUACAUAUAUACAAACGAUUCUUGUUCAUCAGUCGUUAGUAAAUUUUAGUUACCACAGCAGCAAUAGUUUAAAUAAAUCUAAGUUAGGUCCUUUGUAUAGAACGGUUAUUAGCAACAUUUAUGUAGGAAAACAACUGCAAUUUAUGAAGAAACAGAAGAAAAAUCAAUUAAUGGCUGAAACAA
Molecule: messenger RNA, 2266 nt
Organism: Drosophila subpulchrella
Lineage: Eukaryota; Metazoa; Arthropoda; Insecta; Diptera; Drosophilidae
Gene: fzr
Product: fizzy-related protein homolog
Exons: 5
Coding region: 514-1950 (478 amino acids)
Biological process (GO): positive regulation of ubiquitin protein ligase activity; anaphase-promoting complex-dependent catabolic process; positive regulation of anaphase-promoting complex-dependent catabolic process
Cellular component (GO): anaphase-promoting complex
Molecular function (GO): protein binding; ubiquitin ligase activator activity; anaphase-promoting complex binding
Source: RefSeq, a predicted model, not a curated record